Molecule: messenger RNA, 1083 nt
Organism: Populus euphratica (Euphrates poplar)
Lineage: Eukaryota; Viridiplantae; Streptophyta; Magnoliopsida; Malpighiales; Salicaceae
Product: RING/U-box superfamily protein
Exons: 1
Coding region: 286-903 (205 amino acids)
Biological process (GO): protein ubiquitination
Molecular function (GO): transferase activity
Source: RefSeq, a predicted model, not a curated record
ACUUGUUAGCAGUUCAACACAGAGCCAGUACUCAUGAAUCUCCACUGGAGAGAAAAGAUAACAAAAAAAAAAAAAAAAACCCUAACUUCCUAGCAAAAGCAAGGCCCGAAGCCCAUUAUUUUCCCACUUCACACGUACUAAAUGCCCCUCUCUGUUUCCAAACCCUGUAUUAAAUGCAGCAGCUGGAAAAUCCACCCACCUUCCGCAAAGACAAUCUCUCCUAAUCCCCAUACCUUUCUCUUUUCUCACCCCUCAAAUGGACUCCCACUCCCUCUUUAAACCCAAAUGUCCACCCCCACCACCACAAUCCCCUCCACUUUCUCCGCCACCUCCCCUCCUCCCCCUACUAAUUACCUCACCAACCUUGGCCUUGGCUAUUCCAUAGCCAUAGCCCUUUUCUUUCUCGUACUUCUCUCCACCAUCCUCCUUGCUUCUUACAUAUGUUGUCGCACCACCCGCCAUCGUUCUCGCAACUCUAACAACAACAACAGUAAUUAUUCAAACUCUACAGCCGAUGGCAUAAUACUUCCUCGCAUUAUUUUCGUUGCCGAAGAUGACGAAGAACAAGAACGUGAUUUAGAAAGUGCUGCUUUAGGUCUCAACCAGGCUGUUAUCAACUCGUACCCAAAACUCCAGUUUAGUAAAGAUGGUGGGUUCAGUGAAAGAACCAAUAAUUUUUGUAAUACUUGCUCGAUCUGUUUGUGCGAGUAUAAAGAUUUGGAGAUGUUAAGAAUGAUGCCUGAUUGUAGGCAUUAUUUUCACUUGCUUUGUCUUGAUGCCUGGCUUAAGCUUAAUGGGUCGUGUCCCGUUUGUCGGAACUCACCGUUGCCUACUCCGCUUUCGACACCGUUGUCGGAGGUUGUGCCUUUGUCGCAGUACGCAGCGGAUCGGAGGAGGAGGUGAUUUUGGUUUGAUGUGGUUUGGGCGUGGAACGUGGAGUGUUGGGUUGUGUUUGGAAAUGGAGAACUGUAAAUUUUUGGGUUUUGAAAAGGCAGUAGGGGAAUUGGAUUUACUGAUUUGUGAUUUUGGAUUGUUCUAAACUGAAACGUCUGGAAAAUCAUUUGACUAGGAGCUUUUUUUUUU